AUGCAACGACUUUCAAUAAGCAAAGGAAAUGCUUUCGUUUUAGUAUAUUCAAUUACAAGCAAGCAAAGUCUAGAAGAACUUGGACCCAUAAUUUUGAUGAUGAAAGAGGUGAAAGGUGAAAGCAUCUCUGAAGUGCCUAUUAUGCUUGUUGGCAACAAAAAAGAUGAAGACCAACGUCGUGAAGUAAGUUCAGAAGUUGGACAAAAGUUGUCAGCAAAAUGGGGUACAGGUUUUAUCGAGACAAGCGCUAAAGACAAUCAGAAUAUCACCGAAUUAUUCCAGCAGUUGUUGGCAAUGGAAAAGAGACGAACUUUAACACUAACAAUGGGUGAAGAUAUAGGUAAAAGUGGUUCGAGACGAAAAUGCUCGUUAAUGUAA
Messenger RNA from Thelazia callipaeda (thelaziosis nematode), 378 nucleotides. The record is from the annotation of a GenBank genome assembly. NCBI's taxonomy places the organism in Eukaryota, Metazoa, Nematoda, Chromadorea, Rhabditida, Thelaziidae.